This is a messenger RNA of Capsella rubella, 614 nucleotides long. RefSeq lists its product as uncharacterized. The record is from RefSeq and is a predicted model, not a curated record. NCBI's taxonomy places the organism in Eukaryota, Viridiplantae, Streptophyta, Magnoliopsida, Brassicales, Brassicaceae. The coding region runs from base 73 to 444 and encodes 123 amino acids. The transcript is spliced from 4 exons.
AAUAUCCACAAACCACAACCAAGCAAAUGUUUUUAGCUUUCUUCCACACCAUCAUCCAUAUUUACUAUCCACAUGCAUAUGUUACUUCUUAUUUCCUCCUACAGUUUUGAAAUGUUGAAAGCUCCACUUUGUUGUAGUGAGUUAUCUCUAGAACACAAGAUUCUAGCUUUUGAAAGACAGAUUGUAUCGGGGCGACGGGAUUCCAUCAAAGUUUCUGCGGGAAAAAUCGGAAACUUCUCUUUUGGUUCGAUAUUCAAAAGUUGUGAGACUUGUGGAGCCAAAGGAGCAAUCGAGUGUCCAGGUUGCAAGGGAACAGGUAAAAAUAAGAAGAAUGGAAAUAUGUUUGAGAGGUGGAAAUGUUUUGAUUGUCAAGGAUUUGGUAUGAAAAGUUGUCCUAAGUGUGGCAAGGGAGGCUUGACGCCUGAACAGAGAGGGGAACGAUAGUUGUUGUUUCUCUUACAUAAGUUAUAUAUAUAUAUAUAUAUAUAUAUAUCUGUGAUCAUUAUAAAAUGUCUUUAUUCCUAUAAUAUUACAGCCCAAUAUAUAUCUUGCAUGUAAACUUACAAGUCGUUGAUAUAUUAUGUUUUCGAUAGAAUGUGAACUGCAUUAAGGCU